AGUUUUCUUUUUGUAUUUUGGAUGAAAGUUUCAAUGUAUUUUUCUGAAUAAACAAUUUUUCAAAAAAUAAAAUAAAUUUAAGAGGCAUCAUUGUUACAGCAUUUCACAUAAAAAAACCGAACAAAUAAGAUUGACAUGAAAAGAUUCACCAAAACGACAACAAACAAGGCACAAGGGAGGAAUUUUGACUCCAUUGUUUUACAUACAACAAACACUUUCGUGAAGAAGUUUUUAACUCAGUUGUUUAAGAGCAUACGCCAGAACACUUGAAUUCCCGGAUUUGAUCGAGUUUUCACACAUAUCAAAAUAUAAAAAUAAGUAAUAAACACUUUCCUCGGCAAGUUGGCCAAAGCAAAUCCUCCCUAAUCCUUAGACAUGGAGCGGGUCUUGGCCGGCACUUUAAAAUUGACAAUAUAAUUCCGGCUGACGAUCCAAAAAUCAAAUGUUGUCCAUUGACCAAUACUUUGAUGUCCAACAAUAUUGUUUCAAGCUUUUGUAUUUAGCCUCCAUCUUACAACCUAAUACAACAUUUAUACACGCAUCUUUGUCUCCAACAUAAUAAUUUGAACUAAACUUUUACAUCACUUGCAUUGCCGUCAUGAGAUGCUUUUGAAAAAUUCAAUAUUUUUAAGGGAGUUUUAACGAAAAGCCCACGGUACUAUUCACUUUAACGAAAAACCACAUUUUUCCACUAAAAAGUCAAUCCUGAUACUAUUCACUUUACCCUUUAUUUUGUCCUUAUCAUUAAAACUCAAAGUUUUCAAGCCCUUUUCAUUAAUUUUCCUUAUUUUUUUAAUGAUCUCAGACCUCUAUAUAUGCUUUGAUCUUGAGUAGCUGAGCCUAACACCAAUAGGGUUUCAUUUCUACAUAGAGACUCGAUCGAGUAAAGAACUGAUUUGUUUGGAAUAUUCUCUGAUUUCUAAAGAAAUGGCUUCUUUUUCGAUAGAGGAGUUUGUUGGGGAUGGGGUUCUGAAAGGAUUGAUUCCGAAGCUGCUAGACGAAGGCUGGGAUGAUGUACCGACCUUGAAGAUCAUGAAUACAGAUGAUAUGGAUGCAUUAAACAUGACACAACUGGAGAAGGAUGCAUUGGAAAUUAGGUCAUACCUGCACGACCGCGCUUUGAUGCAAUAUGGAGAUAGGCUUGAGUCCAGUGGGAAAUGUCUGUCCGAGCUCCUUAGCUUAAGCACUGUAGAUCUUUCUUCUCAGUUUGGCAUGAAGCGUGGUCAUAUUGCCCGUUUCAUGGACAGAACCGGUGCUUGUGCAGAUCACCUACCAAAGUCUCAUCCUACCCCUGCUGCAACAGAAAGAAUGGGCUUACCGUCGAAAAAUACUAGGAUUCAAAGGAGUUUUCAAUCUGUAAACUUUCAAAAGAUCCAGAGUAAAUUAACAACAAGAACUAGUUCAAUUAACAGCAAAUCUCUAGAACAAUCACUGGCGAGUUUUAAGAUCAAAGAUGGAUACAUCUUCAAAGGGAUCGUUGCUAUGGAGCCAGCCGAUCCUAGAUUAUGUGGUUGUAUACAACCCGCUCCUGUAGUUGACAAAGUUGCACCAUACUCUACCAUUGAAAACAUCUCGGUUCAGAAGUUGACACCAGAGUAUAAGAUUGGAAUGGAGCAUUUGGUGAAAACCAAAACACCUCCGAUGAAGGCUUCAGAACUGUGGAGAAACAAACCAACAGUGAUUCUCUGCAUUCGACGUCCAGGGGCUGAAGCUCACCAGCUAUAUGCCAAAAAACCCAUAUUUGAUUCACUGGGAAUUCAACUACUUGCAGUUCUUCAUGAGCAUAUGGAGUCAGAGAUAAAAGACUUCUGGCCUCGAUAUUGGGGUGGUGUUGUAUUGUAUGAUCGUGGAAUGGAAUUCUUCAAAGCACUUGGUGGAGGGAAACUGCUCAAGGAAAAAUUCCUGUCAGGUUUUGUUUUCAACCCUCGAGCAAGAGCAAAUUACAAGCGUGCAAAAGCUAUGGGGAUACAGCAAAACUUCAAAGGAGAAGGUGAAAUUAAGGGGGGGCUUUUUGUAGUUGGCAGCGGAAGGAGUGGUAUUGCAUACCAGUUUAUCGAGAGGAACUUCGGUGAUUGGGCACCUCCAGCUGAAGUUAUUGAGAUCUGUGCUCAGUUGCAGAACCAACAAGAAGCUCAAGAUGACUCUUAUAAGAGAUCACAGCAGUCCGAAUGAUAGUUAGAUGACUAUUUUCUGCGCACGCCUGAGAUUCACAAUGAAUAAAAACAUAUAUCUUGUAAUUCCAGGAUAAACAACGUAUUACUUCUUAUGAUUCGUUUAUUACAGAUGUUGCUUGUACUAUUUGUAUGGAGUGUAAAGACGUGAGUUUAUUGGAAAUGCAAUUCAUUUAACAAACA
Messenger RNA from Pyrus x bretschneideri (Chinese white pear), 2354 nucleotides. RefSeq lists its product as uncharacterized. The coding region runs from base 928 to 2172 and encodes 414 amino acids. NCBI's taxonomy places the organism in Eukaryota, Viridiplantae, Streptophyta, Magnoliopsida, Rosales, Rosaceae. Gene Ontology annotation, molecular function: antioxidant activity. The record is from RefSeq and is a predicted model, not a curated record. The transcript has 5 exons.